Poeciliopsis prolifica (blackstripe livebearer) is the source of this 1599-nucleotide messenger RNA. RefSeq names its product ras-related C3 botulinum toxin substrate 1-like. Gene Ontology annotation, molecular function: GTP binding; protein kinase binding; GTPase activity. Gene Ontology annotation, cellular component: cytoskeleton; dendritic spine; plasma membrane. NCBI's taxonomy places the organism in Eukaryota, Metazoa, Chordata, Actinopteri, Cyprinodontiformes, Poeciliidae. Gene Ontology annotation, biological process: regulation of cell shape; regulation of actin cytoskeleton organization; actin filament organization. The record is from RefSeq and is a predicted model, not a curated record. The transcript has 7 exons. Bases 92 to 676 code for a protein of 194 amino acids.
AACAGUUCACUUAGUUUGUUGUACACUUCAGACAGCACAAGGACUCUGGUUUACUUUACCUCCUGGUAAUUUGUCCAAGCUAACUCACCAUAUGAUGAAUAACAUUAAGUGUGUGGUGGUGGGAGAUGGGUCUGUGGGUAAAACAUGUAUGCUCAUCAGCUAUACAUCCAAUGCCUUCCCUGGAGAAUACAUCCCCACAGUGUUUGAUGGUUAUUCUGCCAAUGUACUGGUGGAUGAGAAUCCAGUGAACCUGUGUCUGUGGGACACAGCAGGACAAGAGGACUACGACAGACUCAGACCUCUGUGCUACCCUCAGACGAACGUGUUUCUGCUUUGCUUUUCUGUCGUCAGUCCAUCUUCCUUCCAGAAUGUGGUACCAAGACAUAAAUGGAUCAAAGAGCUGCAACACCACAGCCCUGCGACCCCUAUAGUUCUGGUGGGCACCAAGGUGGACCUGAGGGAUGACAGUGAGACCAUUGAAGCUCCGGAGAAGAACAAACUGACUCCAAUCACCACUGUGCAGGGCUUUGCUAUGGCGAAAGAAAUCGGUGCAGUGAAGUACAUGGAGUGCUCCGCUCUGACGCAGCGCGGCCUCAAGGCUGUGUUUGAUGAAGCCAUCAGGGCGGUCAUGCUGACCCCCGAAGUCCGGAAAAAACGCAGGUGCCAGAUACUCUGAUGGAGAUCCAUGUGAGCCAUGAGUCAGAAUUCCCACAAAAAUCAUCGUUUUUACAAACAGAGAAGAUGUCAAAUUUCAUUUAAUGAAAAAAUGUCCAGCUGUCCUGUUCUCCUGCUUUUCUGGUUGCUUUGGUCCUUUCAAAGUGACUAAGGAUGUGAUUUCUUUUUCAAUAAACAUGGUGACAAAACCUGCUUCCAGUUUUCUUUUAGGUUGAACCUAUAAGAAAAUUGGUAACAGAGUAGAAAACAAUUUAUGAAGAUGGGAAAUAUUGCAUCUGAUUAUCUGGAGGUUGGAUGUGGAGUACCUCAUGGCUCAGACCUGGGACCAGUUUUAUUUCAUUUGUAUGAAGCAAAGUGUUUAAGGUAUUAAGGUAUUAAACACAAAUAUUCUAGUCUCUGGUAAAAACUCACCUCAGAAAUUAGAGAAUUAAAGAAAUAGUUUGACAAUAGUAAAUUAUCACUACAUUUGGAAUCAUAUUUAAAACAUCUAAUAAACUGCUACCUGAGCUCACACAGAACAUGUGUGAAAGAGAAGGGAAUAAUCGAAGAAGUCACUCAAACUGAAGGAUUUGGAACAACAAGAAAAAGCUUUUCUGUUUCAAUUCAUGGUGUGAAAUUAUGGAACAAGUUAAAUGAGGAGUUAAAACAAAGUCAAAACAUAAUACAAUUUAAAAGGAAAUAUUUACACAAGAUAUAGAAAUAAGGCUGAGAGACAGCACUAAUGUGUAUGUCUAUAUAAAUUUAGAAGUAUGUAAACCCAGAUAGAAUAGAACAUUAAUUAAUCUAUGUUUAUUUUUAUUUAGUUAUUAUUUAAUAAUGGAAGGUCCACCUGAAAGUAUUUUAUGAGUUUAUAGGAUAGCAGUUCAUCGGCUUUUCACUCCUUCCUACUGCUUUUCAAGCUUGAUAAGAUUAUUGUAGUACAGC